CCCACCCUCACAGCCCAGAAGCCUGCUCAGCCCCGGGUCCCACGGCCCAGUCUCUCCAGUUGGAAGUGCGGGUAAAGACUAUUCCUGCAAGAAAGGAAAGUAAAGUGCUGGCAUGUCACAGCUGCCCUUCGCCACCCACACCCCAGAGCAGUUGGCCCUGCCUGUGCUUUGUCCCCUGUGAUCCAGGGAGGAGGGGGCCGGGGCCUGGGCAGGGUGGUGACAGGUGGGGCAGGGGACACCGCGUUCUGGGAGGCCUGCCGGCAGGGCUGUCUAGGCUGAGGCGUGCAAGGUUCAGAGGCUCCCAGACUGAAGGCGCCAGGACCCUGGGGGCGGGGAGAGGGGCUUGCUGGCCCCAGUGCCAAGCUGCCCACCAGCUUGGGCAGAGCCACCAGAUCUGGUUUCAGAUUGAUCCUAUUCCUUCGGAAGAUUGUUCUGCAGCUCACCAGACCCUGCCAGGGGCGAUGGGAUGGGAUGGGGGAGCAUCUUACAUCCCCUCUACCUCUCAGAUUUUAAAUGAUGCUCUUGCUGUCAGCACCUCAACAGUGGGUUUUUUUCUGAUUUUAUCCAGCAUCCUGGACUCCAUCCCUGCAAGGCCAGGCCACCGAGGGGUUGGUGACUCCUCUCAGUGCCCUUUAGCACACUCUCACUAUCACUCUGAGGGGAGUUUGUUAACAUAGGAGCUGGUCCCUUGCAGGGGUCGCCAGCCCCGUGGGACUUCCCGUGCUGGGCAGGGAGGUGGUGGUCCUGGUUCCUCUCCCCGAAUCCCUGGAUGCCCGGGGAGCCUCGGCUGAUGCGCUGGCUGGCUGUGGAGUCCUGAGCUGCUCCUGCUGCUACUCUGCGGCCUGCAAGCCGAGAUUCAGGAACAGGAGGUCAGAGCAAUGGUGGGCAGCGACGUCCAGCUCAGCUGUGUCUACCCUGAAGGAAACAGCUUCGAUUUAAAUGACCUUUAUGUCUACUGGCAAAUCCCGGACAAACCAAAUACCUACUCCGUGGUGACUUACUACCUCUCGGGGAACAACUCCGCUGGCCACAGCGACAACCACUACAAGGGCCGGGCCCAGCUGUCCCUGGACAGCAUGAAGCGGGGUGACUUCUCUCUCCACCUGCGCAACAUCACCCCCCAGGACGAACAGAAAUUUAACUGCCUGGUGUUUCGGAAAUCCUUAGAAUUAAAAAAGAUUUUGGAAGUUGUGGUCACGCUGCACGUGGCAGCAAACUACAGCAUGCCUGUGGUCAGCGGCCCGUCCCGGGAUGAGGAGUUCACCUUCACGUGCACGUCCACAAAUGGCUAUCCGAGGCCGAACGUGUACUGGAUCAACAGGACGGACAACAGCCUGCUGGACCCGGCCCUGCAGAACAGCACCGUGUCCUUGAACGAGCGGGGCCUGUAUGACGUGGUCAGCGUCCUGAGGCUCGGGCGGACGCCCAGCGUGAACGUGGGCUGCUGCAUAGAGAACGUGCUGCUGCACCAGAACCUGACCGUCAGCAGCUGGACAGGAAUGUUCACUGGAACCAAAGACAGCUUCACGGAGAACCCAGCUGAUGGCACCCGCGAGUGGGGAGGCAGGGCGGUUCCCAGCGUCCUGGCCGUGCUGGCCGUGGUCGUGGCUGUGGCCACUGGCUGGCUGUGCAGGAGCAGGUGCCCCAGCCGGAGCUACACAGGUGCCCAGCCUUUGAGGCCAGAGCUGGAAGUCACCGAGCAGGUGUGAGUUCACGCUCGGGAAG
This is a messenger RNA of Vicugna pacos (alpaca), 1725 nucleotides long. The record is from RefSeq and is a predicted model, not a curated record. Lineage: Eukaryota; Metazoa; Chordata; Mammalia; Artiodactyla; Camelidae.